AUGACGACAGCACUUUUUGACACAAUUGUUAAAUGCACUCCACAUCUUUGUCAUCAUAAGAGUCAACCAUCAUCUCAUAAAGUUAAUUUAGCCGAUCUAUGUUCUGAUGCCUUAGCUGCUUGGGGUACUGAUCAUCCAGCCGAUUUAAGUUAUCGUGUUGAAUUAGCACGUCGUAUGGCAUUAUCAUUUAAUAAUGCUGAUCAAAUUAUACUUAUGGAUGAUACGGCACUUGUUGUACCUCAAUCAGAACGUAUUCUUUUUACUGACAUGCGUGGUUGUGAACGAUCAUUAUUACCAGGUUUAUGGUUAUCAGCUGGUUUUCGUUGUGGUGGACGAAUACUUGUUUAUUCUCCACCAAAUCCAGUUGAAAUGAAAAUAUAUUUAAAAUUAAAAAAAUUAAUUGAAGAACGUCUUCAACGUUCAGUACAGAUUCAAAUUCUUUAUGAAGAUUCCAAUGGUCAUUUAUAUGAUCUUAUAAGUAUUUUUCAAGGUAAUUUGAAUAAAUAUAAUGAACUAUGUGAAUUAUUUGCACAAAGAUCACCAAAAGAAUUUUAUCCUGAAUAUCAUAUUUAUAUGCUAAAACGACAUUUAAAUGAAAUAACAAAAGGAAUUCAUCAUUCAUUUGUUUUUCCAUAUGAAAUGACAGAAUUGCAUCGACAAGAACUUCAACCAUAUUCUGAUCGUUUAACAUUACCUGAUGUACCAAUUAAUGAUAAAGCUAAACAUAAUUUAUUUUUAAAAUCAAAAGGAUUUCAUUCAUUACCUAUUUUAAUUGCUGUUUCAGCAAGUGGAAAAUUAAUUGAUAAUUAUCAAGAAUAUAUUCAAACUAUGGAACAUCAUAAUCCAAUUCAUAUAGAAAAUAGUUUAGAAAAUAUACAAAAUUUUGCUCGAGGAAUCAUUCAAGCUAUUGAUCAAUUACAUAAUCAAUAUAAUGUUUCAGCAUUUGUUAAAUUAGAUGCAAAUGGUGCAGCUGGUUGGUCAUGUAUGAGUCCUCCUAGCCAUUCUUUUAUGUAUAAUUAUGAUGAAAAUCAAGAAAAACGUAUUGAUUAUUUAUGUGAAUAUAUUCAAAUGAAAGUUGUUGGUCAAUAUUUACCGAUAAUAGCUGUAGUUGAAGAAUUUAUUCAACCUCAGAAACGUUCAGGUAAUAUCGAUGCAGAUUAUACAGUUUGUGGAUUCGUUCUUGGAGGAAAAUUUUUUCCAACAUCAAUUAAUUUAUGUGGGACUGUGAAUGGAAGUUAUAUUGAACAGUGGACGUCAUCAUCAUCUGAUCAUUUAAAUGAUUCCGAUCUUUAUUGGAAACAUAUGUUUCAUACAUAUUCAUCAAUGGUUAAUUUAGAAGCAUUAGAAUUUGGUUAUACAAAUGGCAUAUAUGCAGGUGAUUUAUUUGUAACAAAAGAUGAUCGUCAUAAACAACGUGAUUGGAAUAUUCGUCGUGGUGGACGAUCAUCACCUGAAUCAUUAAUCGUAUUUGGUAUGUCCAAUUAUGAAACAAAAGUUGCUUUAUCCUUGGCUGAUUAUGGAUUAAAUAAAAAAUUAAAUAAUAUUGAAUUAUUUCGUAUUUAUACAAAAAUAUGUCAAUGUUUAUCAGAUGAUUAUGAUAUGUAUAUUUUAUCAAGUGGAUUUGGUUAUUGUGGAAAAGAUAAUGAGACAAAUGAUUGUUUUAAAUUUAAUAUACUUGUUCAUCCAAAAUGGCUUGUACAAUUUGAUCAAAACGGUGAACAAAUGACAUUACCAAGAUGUCAGCAUAAAGAAAAAGUAACGGAAAUUGUGAAAGAAGUUGCAAUGAAACUUUUUCAAAAUACUAUGUAG
Rotaria sordida is the source of this 1809-nucleotide messenger RNA. NCBI's taxonomy places the organism in Eukaryota, Metazoa, Rotifera, Eurotatoria, Philodinida, Philodinidae. The record is from the annotation of a GenBank genome assembly.